CUUCCGGUCCGGCCCUUUUCUCCUUCCCCCGCUGCUAUCUUUUCUGUUACCGGCGCACGUGUGAAAUAAAUUUUAAUUUAAUUCUUAUUUACCCUUACAACGGCGGAACAAAUGGCGUCAAGCUUCGAACAGAUGAGGGCGAACGUGGGGAAACUCCUGCGAGGAAUCGAUAGGUACAACCCUGAGAACCUCGCCACGCUGGAGCGCUACGUGGAGACGCAAGCCCGGGAAAACGCUUAUGACCUGGAGGCAAACCUGGCUGUGCUGAAACUAUACCAGUUCAAUCCAGCUUACUUCCAGACUGCAGUGACUUCCCAGAUUCUGCUGAAGGCUCUGACCAACCUGCCACACACAGACUUCACUCUCUGCAAGUGCAUGAUCGACCAGACACACCAGCAAGAGGAACGACCGAUCAGACAGAUCCUCUACCUGGGGAACCUGCUGGAGACCUGCCACUUCCAGAGCUUCUGGACGAGUCUAGAGGAGAACAGAGAGCUCAUCGACGGCAUCACUGGUUUCGAGGACUCCGUCCGGAAGUUCAUUUGUCAUGUUGUUGGCAUCACCUACCAGACCAUCGACAGGCAGCUGCUGGCUGAGAUGCUGGGAGACCCGCUGGACACGCAGCUAAAGGGGUGGAUGAAUAAGUACGGCUGGACAGAGAACGAGGACGGACAGAUCUUCAUCUACAACCAGGAGGAGAGCAUCAAGCCCAAAAACAUCGUGGAGAAGAUAGAUUUUGAGAGUGUUUCCAGCAUCAUGGCUACAUCUCAGUGACGUUCGCAGACCCAACAACUGUUUUCAUUAUUGAUAAAAGUUAAAUAAAAUGAUGAUAAAAAUCAA
Cyprinodon tularosa is the source of this 840-nucleotide messenger RNA. RefSeq names its product eukaryotic translation initiation factor 3, subunit K (gene eif3k). Lineage: Eukaryota; Metazoa; Chordata; Actinopteri; Cyprinodontiformes; Cyprinodontidae. The transcript is spliced from 8 exons. The record is from RefSeq and is a predicted model, not a curated record. Gene Ontology annotation, biological process: regulation of translational initiation. Gene Ontology annotation, molecular function: ribosome binding; translation initiation factor activity. Gene Ontology annotation, cellular component: cytoplasm; eukaryotic translation initiation factor 3 complex. The coding region runs from base 112 to 774 and encodes 220 amino acids.